AUGAAGUUCCUGACAAGUAUCCUGGCCACCUCCCUGGUUGCUACCACAGUUCUCGCUGCUCCCCUGACGGCUGAGCGACAGGCUCGCAAUGAAGCUCGUCGUGUUGCGCGCGAGAAUGGUCGAUCCAGUCACCCACCAUACAAGCCCGGCACCAAGGAGGUCCUCUCCCUGAACCAGAGCCUCCACGAACAGUACAGCUCGAACUGGGCAGGAGCCGUGCUCAUUGGAUCUGGCUACAAUGUCGUCACUGGCCAGUUCACUGUCCCGACUCCCAAGGCUCCCUAUGGGGCCUCCUCGAGCACCCAGUACUGCGCCUCCGCUUGGGUGGGUAUCGAUGGUGAUACCUGCGGCUCGGCUAUCUUGCAGACUGGAAUCGACUUUUGCAUCCAGGGUGGCUCGGUCUCCUACGACGCGUGGUAUGAGUGGUACCCCGACUAUGCCUACAACUUCAACGGCUUCAGUAUCGCUGCCGGGGAUGUGAUCAAGUUGACCGUGGAUGCCUCCUCCACUACCACCGGUACUGCCACCAUCGAGAAUCUGUCCACUGGCGAGUCCGUCACGCACACCUUCAACGGUGGAGUUGACGGCACUCUUUGCGAGACCAACGCCGAGUGGAUCGUUGAGGACUUUGAGUCCGGCAACUCCCUCGUUCCAUUUGCCAACUUUGGAACUGUCACCUUCUCCAAUGCCUACGCAACCGACAACGGCGUCAAUGUUGGCCCUUCCGGUGCUACUCUCAUUGAUAUCGAGCAAGGCAACAGCGUUCUCACUUCCAGCUCCAUCGGCUCUAACAGCGUGAAGGUCAGCUACGUCUAA
Molecule: messenger RNA, 816 nt
Organism: Penicillium diatomitis
Lineage: Eukaryota; Fungi; Ascomycota; Eurotiomycetes; Eurotiales; Aspergillaceae
Product: A4/G1 family peptidase
Exons: 1
Coding region: 1-816 (271 amino acids)
Biological process (GO): proteolysis
Molecular function (GO): glutamic-type endopeptidase activity
Source: RefSeq, a predicted model, not a curated record